AGGGCUGACAGCAUCCCUGCCCCACCCUGGAUGCUGCCAGCCCUCCCUGGCACUGCCCCCGCUGCCUGGCUGUGCCAACCCUGGUAGCAUCAAGGUCAAAAAUGACCCUGGUUUAAAAUCAAAAUAAGGACGAUAUUGUGGCUUUUCCUUCCAGUCGGAAGCAGCUGAGGGAGAGAGUGGGAAGGGUUCGGUGUUGGUGCUUUGGUGCACCCUCAGUGCUCCCGGGUGGUUCAGAUCCAGCAGGAUGGGAUGGCUCCUUCCCCCUGGGUGGGCUCAUGGCUCUGCUGUCCCCACAGAGCUGGCAGGAGGCCGUGCCGGGUAUGCCCGGGGUGGCAGCCCUGUCCCACGGGAGGAGGAUCACUCCCGGGCUCAGCUCCUGGGCUCCCGGCCCGGCCCGGGGCACCGGAGCAGCUCCAGCUCCAUCUGCAGCGAGGACUCGGCUGCCAGCUUUGGGGAGGGGAUGCCGGAGCCGCUGCUGUGCCCGCAGGAGCCCGCCGGGGGUGUCCCCGGGGCAGGAGCCUGUUGCCAUUCUUCAGCCAAACUCUCGACAGGAGCCCAUCCCGGGCAGGACGAGCCCUCGCUGCCCGCGGGGACAAGCCCGGCCGUGGCCGUGGGGCCGGGCAGAGCCCCCCGGCAGGACAGGGCUCCAUCCCGGAGCAGCCUGGAGUCCCUGGGAGCGAGGAUCUCCCGCCUGAGCCGGAGCCAUCGGGGGGUGGCCCGGGGGGUCCCCUGGCCGGGCCCCCCUGCCCAGCCAGCCCCGGGCCACGGGGGCUCGCCCCGGGAGGAGCUGCUGUGCCGGGCUGCCACAAGGACAGGCUCUCCUGGCAGCAGUGCCAGAGCCAGGGGACAUCCCGCCCUGCAGCCAGCGGCUCUCUGGGGACGCGGAGGGAGUGUCACCUUCCCGAUGGCUGAUGUGGGCAGGAAAGGAGCUCCCAGCAGCAGGAGUGCUGGCACGGCCAUGGGAGCCCCCCGGCGAUGGGGGUCACCUGUGUCCCCAGGGCUACGUGGGGACAAGGAGGGGGGGCUGCCCUGCAAGGGGGUGGCGGGGCAGCCACUGCAGAGGAGCCAGGAGGGGACACGAGAGCUGGGAUCUGGUGCCAAGCCCUGGAGCCAAGGGGACAGAGCCAGGACUGGCCUGGCACUGCUGGGACACACCUGGGACACCCAUCACCUGUGCCACACGGACCUGCAGAGGAUGUCUUGGCAGGGGCAGGGAGCCCGUGUGGGCCAGGAGUGGCUGGACAAGGAGAGAAGGAAAACAGCAACUUCACAAGAAGAGAAACUGGAGCUGCUGGAGAGGCUGCGGGAGCUGGAGCGGGGCCGGCGCUCCCUGCUGCGGCAGCGGCUGCAGGUGCUGCUCCGGCGGGACACGGCGGACACCCUGCGGCAGCUCCGGGAGGCGCUGGAGCAGGAGCGGCUGAGCGGGCUGGGGGGCAGAGCUGCCCUGCUCCGUCUCUCCCUGCCCCUCCGGGACCGGGCGGGCAGGAGCGGCCGGCGGGAGCAUCUCCCGAGCCGCCCUCGGGGCGCGGCGGUGCCGGGGCGGGCCGGGGGCAGCCCCCGGAGCCCCCCGGAGCCCCCGCGGGCGCUCGGGAGAUGCUCCCCGACACCGGAGCCCUCGCCGGCAGCCCUCCGGUGGGUCCGGGAGCUGCCCGGGGGGACACGGGGGUCCCGCUGGUGCGAGCCUUCCUCCCCCCCUGCCCCGUCCGGCUCAUCCCGCGCCCUCCUCGUCCUGCGGGGGCUCCGGCAGCAGAUCCAGCGGCGCCUCGGGCAGUGGCAGCGGCUGCAGGGAGCCCUGGAGGGAGCUGGGCAGAGCAAGGAGGACGGGGAGCAGAGGCAGCAGCCGGAGAAGACCCCAGCUCCAGGAGCCCCGAGGGAACCCCCGGUCCAGAGCCAGAGGGAACAUCCCCACCCCGCCUCCAUCCCUGGGCUCCCCCAGCCCGGCCGGGGCUCCCGGGGGCUCCUGCAGCACUUCCAGGAGCUGCAGCUGGAGCAGACACCGAACACGGGGAGCCCAAAUGCCCUGGGGGCACAGCUGGGCACCGGGGACAGAGAGGGACAGCCCGGGGUGGGCGCUGUGCCCCAGCCCCUCUGCUGAUCCAGGGGAGGAAGAGGAGCAGAGCUCCAGCACGGAGCAGAAUUCCCGCUGGGAGCAGCCCUGCAGUGGGGCUGGGGCCUCAGGCAGGUCCCACCACCACCAGUCCAUGCCUCCAGGUGACCCCAGGGCCGAUUGUUGAUCCUGGGCAAUCAGGUGGGAUGGCCAUGGAAUGCCAGGAGCCUCUGCAGAGCCUGCCUGGACCAGACUCGGGGUUCCCACCUCCUCUUCCCGCCCUGCAGCUCCUCUCUGCUCCCAUCUCCUGUUCUGGGAUACAGCUGGAGGUGACAUCUCCUUUUCUGCCCCACCACGAGGACACCAGUUGGAUAUUCGGGAAAAACUCCAAGCUGAAAAGGAGGUUAAACACUGGACCAGGCUGCCAAGGCACUGGUGGAAUCACCAUCCCUGGAAGUGUCUGAAAAAUGGGUCCAUGUGGCACUUUGGGAUGGGGUUUAGUGGGAUUUGGUCAAAGGUUGGACUUGAUGAUCUUGGAGGUCUUUUCUAGCCUGAAUGAUUCCACGAUUCUGGAAUGGAUGAUUUCCUACCUGCACACUGAGGUCCCAGUUAGGAAAUUCCAACAGGCAGAACUGAGCUCCUGCAAAUUCCUUGAGAAGCACCACGAGGUUGUGGGGGAUCUUGGAGCUGCCCUUGGAGCAGUGGGAUCUGCCCAUGGAGCCUGGCUGGGAUGGCUGAGCCUGGGACAGAGAGGUUUAAUGGAAAAAACCCAAGGGAAUUGCUCUGUUUGGAUGCUUGAAUUUAAUUUGGAAAAGAAAAAACCCAUUCCUCACUCUGGGCACAUCUCUGUGGGAAAUGCUGGUUUUAAUUUGCAGGAGAACAUCCAAGGAAAGUUUCUCCACGUGAAAAGGGGGAACUGGGAGUUUCUUGCAGGAUUUUAUUGCUGUGCCUUGUUCCAGGGGGGAUGAGGAUUGAAAUAUCUGUGUGCUUUCUUUCCAAUGAAAAUAAAUGUGAGUUUUAUUA
Molecule: messenger RNA, 3070 nt
Organism: Taeniopygia guttata (zebra finch)
Lineage: Eukaryota; Metazoa; Chordata; Aves; Passeriformes; Estrildidae
Source: RefSeq, a predicted model, not a curated record